UUUUAAACCAAUACACAAAUUUUAAAUUUUUUUAAAAAAACCAAAUUUUACGAUAUUUAACAUUCUUAAUGUCGGACGUAGAAUUGCAAGCCGGUCAUCAUCCAACACACCAUGUCGCCGUAACGGCCAAAAAGGUAGUUCACCGUAAGCGAAAGAGCGGAGGCUCCAAAAGGAAAGCUGCAGUUCACCACAAAAAGCCAGCAGCCGCACAUGCUGUUGCUAAAAAGAGAGCGGGAGCAAAACCGAGAGCGCACAAGAAAAAAGCCACCAAGCCAAAAACGGCAAAAGCACCAAAGGCGAAAAGGGCAAAAUCACAUAAGAAGAAGGCAGCAGCAAAGAAAUAGACCCAUAUGCAAUACUUUAUAUUAUAAAAUUCAGGGAAUUCUUUUUUAUUAACAUUUGACCAUUAAAUCAUGUAAAUUAUUUAUAUAGUACAUAAUAAUCAAACCCGAUAAUAUUUAUAUCUAUGUGUAUAUUAAAGUAGAAUUUAGCGAUGUCAUGUGAAAUAAAAUAUUUUUGUAUCCUUA
Messenger RNA from Gordionus sp. m RMFG-2023, 527 nucleotides. Its product is annotated as histone H1A-like. The transcript is spliced from 3 exons. The coding region runs from base 69 to 344 and encodes 91 amino acids. Gene Ontology annotation, biological process: nucleosome assembly. NCBI's taxonomy places the organism in Eukaryota, Metazoa, Nematomorpha, Gordioida, Chordodea, Parachordodidae. The record is from RefSeq and is a predicted model, not a curated record. Gene Ontology annotation, cellular component: nucleosome. Gene Ontology annotation, molecular function: DNA binding; structural constituent of chromatin.